This is a messenger RNA of Impatiens glandulifera, 1988 nucleotides long. RefSeq names its product chromodomain-helicase-DNA-binding protein 7-like. The transcript has a single exon. Bases 55 to 1746 code for a protein of 563 amino acids. Lineage: Eukaryota; Viridiplantae; Streptophyta; Magnoliopsida; Ericales; Balsaminaceae. The record is from RefSeq and is a predicted model, not a curated record.
UACCGACAAGGGUCUAGAGAGAGAAAGAGAGUGAGAACUGAGAAGAACAAGAAGAUGCAACCGUAUAACGGCGGUGGCGGCGGUGGCGGCGGCGGCGGUAGCAACAACCGGGCGGAGGCGGAGCGAUGGGUCGGAAUCGCCGAGAAGCUUCUGGCGGGUCGCGACCUGGUCGGCACAAAGACAUUUGCGAUUCGUGCCCGGGAAUCCGACCCAAGAUUCGAUGCCGCUGACCUAAUCUUGGCAGUCGCCGAUACGCUCUUAGCCAGCGAGAAGCAGAUCAAUAACCAACCGGACUGGUAUAGUAUUCUUCAGCUUCCGACUCUGUGUCUAGACAUGGACCUAAUCGCGAACCAGUAUCGUCGGUUGGCCCUGCUUCUUAACCCUCAUAAGAACCGACUUCCUUACGCCGAUCAAGCUUUCACAAUGGUCUCUUACGCCUGGUCAGUUCUUUCAGACCCUAACAAAAAGUUUCUAUAUGAUAACGAGAUCAAUAAUAUGUUUACUAGAUUUGAACCCACCCCACCAAAUCGCCCAAAUGAAAUUAACCUUCAAUUUGUUCAAAACCCUAUCCAACAACAACAACCUCCACCACAGUUUCCACCUGUCCAACCACCACCGCAAUGGCAGCAGCUUCCACCUACGCAGCAUCAUCACCGGCCAAAUCUUCCACCUUUUCAGUCCCAAAUCCAGCAUCACCCGCAACAAUUUCCACCGGGGCAGCUGCAAAAUCAGCACCUCACGCCACAGGUUCCACAUUUUCAGCCCCCAAAGCAGCCACAGCUCCCGACCCAGACCCAGACCCAGCAGCAUGUUGUGAGGGAAAACCCUGUAAAUGAACAAGUGCAACCUAAUAGAUCUAUGGAAGACAAGGAUGCUUCUGAAGAAAGUGAAGGCAGUGAAGAAGAAGAUGAGGAAUCAACGUUUUGGACUGCAUGUCCUUAUUGUUACUACAUGUAUGAAUAUCCUGGAGUUUACAAAGGUUGCACAUUUAGAUGCCAUAACUGCAAAAGGGCAUUUCACGGAUUGAAAAUCGAGUCUCCCCCAUCUGCUGCACUUGAUGGAAAAGAUUCAUAUUUCUGCUGUUGGGGUUUCAUCCCAUUAGCAGGAUCUAUGACAAAUCCGACUAAGAAAAAGAAGCGGCAAGAUUGGUCUCCUUUCUCCCAGAUGAUUCCAUGUCCUCCUGCUGUUAAAAAGGCAGAAACUAGAAAGCAGCCACCCGCCGAUGACAAUGAAGAUAAAGAUGACAUCUUUCUUGAUGUAUCGUCAAGCGACAACAGCUCUGAUGGUGACUGGCGAUCUAACAGUGCGAGUAGGAAGAAGAAAGCGAAAUAUACAAAGGAAACAAGUCAGAGUAAAAAUGUGAACAAUAGGGAAGCAGAUAAAGGGAAGAAUGUAGAAGGAGAUCCACAAAAUAUCUCUAUGGCUGCUGAGAGUAGUAGGAAAGGUGCAUCUUCUUCAAACAAUCUGAAGAAAGUGCAGAGUAAUGUUCCUAAAGAAUGGGGGAGAUUGGACUUAAAUGUGGAGUUCAGUAACAAUGAGACAGAAGAGUCUGGUUCAGGAGUUAGGGUAGGAGGAGGAGCUGGGAGUGGGAGACCAGUUCAUGCUGAGGAGGAAGAUGAAGAAGAAGAUGAACCAGAAGAAGGCAUUGAGGGGAUAGGUUUCUUUGAAGGACUUGAUGAUUUUUUGAGCAGUUUACCCAUCCUUAAUGUUGUUGGGGAAGAUAAUAAUAAAGUUAAGGCAGCCUAGCCUAGCCCAGGUGAUCAUCCAUCAUAUGGAAAAUUAAAACCCCUAAAUUUUUUAGUAGUCCUUUCUUUUUCAUGCUGGCUGGUAGGUAUUGGUUAAUGUAAUGGGAGAAUAUUUUGGCUGAAUUGUAAAUGGUGGAAACUCACUCUUAUUAAAUAACUAGCUAGGAGUUUUUACUAAUGAAUAUCUUUCCCUUGUUUACAAUUUUUAUGCACAAUAAUGACAUCUAAUUUUUUUGAUGGAUA